AUGGAAACUGCGUCGUUUAGUCCUUCUUCUCCGGCGACUCUCCCGUCGUUUCUUCUCCUCUUCCUCGCCGUAUACCUCGUCGGCUAUUUCCUGGUUUUCCGCUCAUGGAAAUCACCACAUUUAGGAGCUAGCUGCUUAAUGUCUCUCUUCCACGGCACUCCCGCCGUCGUACUGGCUUCCCACGCGAUACUAACAACCCCACGCGCCGCCGAAACAUCUCCACACUCCUUCGCUUCUCCCAACACCGCCGUUGAAUCCGCCGUCCUCGAUUUCAGCAUGGCUUACUUCACGAUCGAUCUCCUCCAUUACCUCAUCUUCCUCCCGAACGACUUCCUCUUCAUCCUCCACCACAUCGCGACGCUCUACGUGUUCGCCACUUGUCGAUUCGCGGUAGGUCACGGAGCUCACGCGCUUCUCCUCCUCUUAAUCCUCGCGGAGGCGACGAGCGCGUGCCAGAACGCGUGGACGAUCGCUGGUCACCGGAAAAACGACGUUGUUUUGGCGAGGAGAGUGAGAGAGCUCUUGUCUCCGCCUUUCUAUUUGUUCUACACCGUGGUUCGUGGAUUGGCUGGGCCGGUGGCUCUUUACGAUAUGGCGGCGUUUUACGGCAGUGGAGCGGCGGAGGGAGCUGUUCCACGGUGGGCUUGGAUAUCGUGGCUCGUUGUGAUUGGCUCUGCUAUUUUGCUCAGUGUGUUGUGGGUUUUACGACAUUGGGUUGAUUGGUUUAGGGAGAAAAAUUCUAGCAAGAAAUUCAAAUGA
Microthlaspi erraticum is the source of this 759-nucleotide messenger RNA. The record is from the annotation of a GenBank genome assembly. Lineage: Eukaryota; Viridiplantae; Streptophyta; Magnoliopsida; Brassicales; Brassicaceae.